UCCUUAAACGUCUAAUAAAUCAAAACAGAGGGAGUAUUAUCUACACACUCCUCCACCCACAGAAUUUUUUAACCAGAAUACCAGACAUUGAGCAAAUCUGUGAAUUUACAGAAACUCGUUUUAAAUAAAUAAUCAAAUUCUCAGUCACCCAAAAGUCAAUUAUAUCUGUCUUUCAUUCCCUGCUGCUUGUUUAUUCUCGUGUCUGUCUUUUAACUCCAUUUUGGUUUUUUCCCGUUUAAUUUUUUACCAAUAUAAAUCUCUUGCAACUCUAUUGUUUCUGCAUCUCUAAUCCCGUUUCUUGAAUUUUCCUGGUGAAUUGAUAUCUGGGUCUGUGUUGAUUGUGCUUAAUCUUCAACAUCUUGAUUGGACUCCCAAGUCAACUAGGCAGCUAGGAGAUGGGAGUUUACCUCAGUACUCCAAAAACUGACAAAUUUUCUGAAGAUGGUGAGAAUGAUACACUUAGAUAUGGUUUAUCGUCUAUGCAAGGGUGGCGUGCUUCUAUGGAAGAUGCUCAUGCAGCACUGACUGAUCUUGACGAAUGUACUUCCUUUUUUGGGGUAUAUGAUGGCCAUGGAGGCAAGGUGGUUGCUAAAUUUUGUGCCAAGUAUCUUCAUCAACAAGUGCUCAAGCACGAAGCUUAUGCUGCUGGAGAUGUUGGGACUUCUGUUCAGAAAGCCUUUUUCAGAAUGGAUGAAAUGAUGCGUGGACAACGAGGUUGGAGAGAGCUUUCUGUCUUGGGUGACAAAAUGAACAAGUUUACUGGCAUGCUAGAAGGUUUAAUUUGGUCCCCGAAAGGUGGCAACAGUAAUGACAAAGAUGAUGAUUGGGCUUUUGAGGAGGGUCCUCAUUCUGAUUUUACUGGACCGACUUCGGGGAGUACAGCUUGUGUAGCAAUUGUCAGAAACAAUGAAGUCUGUGUGGCGAAUGCUGGUGACUCUCGGUGUGUAAUAUCUAGGAAGGGUCAGGCAUACAAUCUUUCCCGAGAUCAUAAACCUGAGCUUGAAGUUGAGAGGGAGAGAAUUUUAAAAGCUGGUGGUUUUAUCCAUGCAGGCCGAGUUAAUGGCAGUUUAAAUCUUGCAAGAGCUAUAGGAGACAUGGAAUUUAAGCAGAACAAGUUUUUGCCAGCAGAAAGGCAAAUUGUAACUGCCAAUCCAGAUAUAAACAUUAUUGAGCUUUGCGAUGAUGAUGAUUUCAUUGUGCUGGCUUGCGAUGGUAUCUGGGACUGCAUGACAAGCCAGCAACUUGUGGAUUUUAUACACGAGCAGCUGCAAUCGGAAAGCAAGCUUUCCACAAUAUGUGAAAGAGUGCUUAAUCGAUGCUUAGCACCAUCUACUGCUGGAGGUGAGGGAUGCGACAACAUGACCAUGAUUUUGGUACAGUUUAAAAAACCCAUCAAGUCAGCUGUGCCUGCAGAUGAGGAAGCGUCGGCCUCUUACGAAUCUGACGUAUCACCCAUCAAAUCGGCUACACCUGCAGACGAGGGAGCCUCAGCUUCUAAUAAAACCGACGUAUCACCCAUCAAGUCGGCAUCAGCUGCACCUGCAGAUGAUGAAGCUUCAGCCUCUAACCAAUCUGACAUUGUAUCAUCCUCGUCUCCUAAAGGCGACUCAUCAAACUAGUGGCUGCAGUUUCACUUCAUCUCAAUCAGAUCCCUUGUCAUAUUGAGCCAUUACAAAAAUAUUAAGUAUUCAGUGUGCCUGACAAUGUGGGAUAUCGGGAUGAUUAUAAUUGGUAGAUGGUUUAGCUUGAGCAGUCACAUUUUAUGUUUUCCUUUUCCAGUUUUAUGUGGUAUAUUUGUACUGUGAGGGUCCUUGGCUUUUGAUAUGUAUAGUUAAUUCAACUAAAUAUGGUCACCUUCUGAACUUGUGCUUCUGUGUCUUACUUAAUGUUUCUGCAGCAUAAUUUAUAGCAUUUCAUUUUAGAAUC
This is a messenger RNA of Daucus carota subsp. sativus, 1926 nucleotides long. RefSeq names its product probable protein phosphatase 2C 60. Lineage: Eukaryota; Viridiplantae; Streptophyta; Magnoliopsida; Apiales; Apiaceae. Gene Ontology annotation, molecular function: protein serine/threonine phosphatase activity; cation binding. Gene Ontology annotation, biological process: protein dephosphorylation. The record is from RefSeq and is a predicted model, not a curated record. The transcript has 11 exons. Bases 396 to 1619 code for a protein of 407 amino acids.